Vavraia culicis subsp. floridensis is the source of this 794-nucleotide messenger RNA. RefSeq names its product di-trans,poly-cis-decaprenylcistransferase. Bases 16 to 750 code for a protein of 244 amino acids. Gene Ontology annotation, molecular function: ditrans,polycis-polyprenyl diphosphate synthase [(2E,6E)-farnesyl diphosphate specific] activity. Lineage: Eukaryota; Fungi; Microsporidia; Pleistophoridae. The record is from RefSeq and is a predicted model, not a curated record. The transcript has a single exon. Gene Ontology annotation, cellular component: endoplasmic reticulum; dehydrodolichyl diphosphate synthase complex; lipid droplet.
GUCAUUUCCAAAAGUAUGACGACCAAGGGACGAUCAAUGACCGGUAAUUUAUACCUGAUCACGAGGAUAAAGAAUGCGCUUUACCUUUUUAUCGUAGUUAUGUUAGAAUAUGUUAUUAACAGUUGGUUGCUUAUACAGAUUCUGAGAAUAAUUCCAGUGCCUACCACGAAAUCAGACCAUAAAAUUGCGUUCAUUCUGGAUGGGAAUAGAAGAUACGCUAGGGCACGCAAUCUCACGCUUAAAGAAGGAAAAAAACGUGGUCUGUUGAACCUGAAGCGAAUUCUUACGUAUAUAGGACAUACCAACAUUAAAGAGGUAAGUGUCUACGCGUACUCGUUUCAAAACUUUCGUAAACGUGAUAGAGUUGAGUUGGACAGUAUUUUUGAGCUCCUCCGGUCGGAACGUAUGGAAGGUUUAGAUUAUCAGCUGCGGUUUCAUGGCUCGCUUGAGCUUCUCAAGCCUGCAGAACGAAAGAUUUUGAAGGCGCUAGAAUCUAAUACUAAGUUCAAGAGGAAGAGGUUGAAUAUCUGUAUCUUGUACAGCGGACUGGUCGAGAAGAAGCCAUAUUUUGAUAGACCGAAUAUUCUAGUGAGAACAGGCAACCAGAGGAGAUUGAGCGAUUUUUUGCUGUUGCACUGUGCAAAUGGAUGUAAUUUAAAUUUUUUGGACAGGAUGUGGCCCGAAUUUGAGGUAUGGCAGCUCUAUUUAUUACUCGUGAAAUAUUCGUUGGAGAGUCAAAUAGUGGACUGAGCAAUGUUUUAUUAAAUUAUUGUGGUUAACCGUCUGAUAUAGCC